AUGGCUGAGGUACUGUCGCCUCCUAUCACACCGACCAGCACCAUCACCAUGCUGCACUCCCGACCUUCAUCCUCCGACGCGUUCAACGGCUCCUCGCAACAAUACUCCCAGGCACCGCGCAUGGCGCAGCCCUCGAGGAGCGUGUACAACGCACAAAACACUGGCUACAGAGGCACCUCGGCCGCGCCUGUCCAGCCCUAUGCAUUUCAGUCGACGCCCAAUCUGCGGCAGGACAACACCCGGACCGUCUCGGCUCCAUCAACUUCACACGGCACCAUCGGCAGCGGGCGACAUACUCACACGCAAUCGGCUUCCGCAUCAUCUACCACCUCAUCCGAUGCAUCUUCGCAGCCUUCGGCCAAAGAUGACUCGGUCAUGGGCUCGCGCAAUGGCUCCCUCAUUAACUUAUCCUCGAGCAUCCCUGAUCUGUCAUUGACCACGUUCGACCAGCCCGCAAAACCCUCACCUGAUCGAUAUCGCCGUCCAGCGCAGAAGAGAACCGAGUCGACACAAUCGGGUAACGUUACACCCAAGGCAUCUUCGCCUCAACUCGGAAGCUCGGUGCAGCCAUCUGGUUCGGGUAUGGCGAGUGUAAGCCAUCUGGUACAACAGCAACCAGCUGCCCCACAACGGCAGGGCAGUGUUGAUGAUAUGGAGAUGGGCAAGUCUUCCGAGUCUGGACUUGCAAAGAGGUAUCGUCGCCGAAGUCUGAACAACUUCGAUGGCUCGAACCUGCAGGUCACUGACGCAAAUGCUCGGCCUUCAUCGGGGCACGGCAAUGCUACGACCAUCAGACCAGUGUCCUUCCACUCGAGAUCUGGCAGUGACGACAGCCAAUCCUCGCAACGUAAGAAAGGCAAGGAGAACUUGAACACUGCGUCUGCAGCUUCAGCCGAGCAGAAAGGUGUCAACAUACCUCCCCGAGGGUCAUCCGAAGCUGGCAAGCGCAUGAAGUCGCCCUCGCCGCUCUCGAAGCAGACCGUCGAGGACAAUGAUCCAACGCCGGUUGGUUCGCCUGUCAAGCAGAAGACAUAUGCUGCAGCCGCCCAGUCUGCUGUGCAAGCUCCUUCGCCAGCAGCAGCACAUCUCGCUGCAGUGUCCGAUAAGGACCUCAAUAAAGGCAUGAAGUCUCGCUUACGGCGUGCUUUCUCCUUUGGCAGUGCCCAAGAGCUUCGACGUGCAACAGAGAACAGUGCUGCAAAAGCCAAUGCCGCUCCUGCCGCUGCACAGCAGACACCACAUGCCCAGAACGCGCAGGCGCAACAUCAACAGCAGAUCGAUGAUGAGCUCGACGCGGAGCAACUGGAGAUUGCUCGCCGGCAAGAGGCAGCUGGAAUCGGUGCGGGCAUCUACUCCGGUCAAGGUGGCUUCACUGGCUCGACGGACAACCUCUCGAUCUCUUCGACCGCCUCGUCUGCGUCCAUGAUGCUACGCAAGAUGGGUCGUGGUGCAAAGAAGAGUGCUAGAAGCAUCAAAGGUCUGUUCCGGCCUAAAUCCGUCAUUGGUGUACCGGCAGCCGAUGGUCCAAUUUCGGCCACGAAUGCCACUGUCCAAGCGAGUGUCGGCACGGUCUCAAUGGUCACGGUAGAAGCAGAGAGGCAGAAGGUCAACGUCACCGAGCACCCUGGAGAGAAACCACACGGUAUCACCGGCUUCCCGAAACUGGAACGAAACUCAAUAGAUGCAGCUAAAGGUGUGAUGCCCCUAUCACGAGGGUCUGCCGAUCGAUCAGAUUCACUGUCGCGAAGAAGCAUCGUGGGAAGUGAUAAAGACCGAGCAGAGGUGCUCGCGGCCGUAAAGAAGGGCAUAUUGAAGCGCUCUGGCACGGGAUCUCCAAGUGGCUCGCCCGUCAUCAGGCCCGCUGACAGCCUACAAGCAGCGACAAUCUCGACAGAGAGUCCGACAUCGAGCAUGCCGAGCACACCACGGGACGGACAGAGUCGAAGCGCGUCAAUGAGGAACGCACCUGUCAGUGGCGACUACUUCGCGCAAAGGCCGACCAAAAGCUUAGCGAACACACCUAAUGGCAGUGCACGAAACAUCAGCUUCAGCCCUCGUAUUCAGUUCCACGAUGCUUGGUCAAGCUCCGAGUAUGAUCGUCGUGGCGAGAUUGCCACAUGCAAUCGCUUGACGCCCAUGCUUGCGCAGCAGAUCAAGGAGGAACUGAACACCUUCAAGAUGGAAAUGGAAGUCCAUGAGAUGAGCAAGCCUCACACGCACUUCUUCUGA
Molecule: messenger RNA, 2229 nt
Organism: Fulvia fulva
Lineage: Eukaryota; Fungi; Ascomycota; Dothideomycetes; Mycosphaerellales; Mycosphaerellaceae
Exons: 2
Coding region: 1-2229 (742 amino acids)
Biological process (GO): actin cytoskeleton organization
Molecular function (GO): actin binding
Source: RefSeq, a predicted model, not a curated record